GACGCAUUUCAACUGCACCAAAUCUAACACUUAGUAGUAAUAUAUAUAUUCUUGAUCUAAAAAAUAAUAUAUGGGUCACUGCACUGAAUUUAAAUAAGCCUACCGCUUCGCCUACUGCAUCAAUAUCAGGGAAUCCAACAGGUCUAACACAAGAAACGUCACCUCAAUUACCUGGACUAUUUAUUGAAAUAGGAAUUGGUUUGGGUGGGCUUAUAUUAGUCGGAUUAUUAGUCUUUAUUGGAUUUAAGAUAUAUAGAAGACCACAAAAGUAUGUUCAAACAUCAGACACUGCUAUAUAA
Dentiscutata heterogama is the source of this 299-nucleotide messenger RNA. NCBI's taxonomy places the organism in Eukaryota, Fungi, Glomeromycota, Glomeromycetes, Diversisporales, Gigasporaceae. The record is from the annotation of a GenBank genome assembly.